Molecule: messenger RNA, 621 nt
Organism: Penicillium cinerascens
Lineage: Eukaryota; Fungi; Ascomycota; Eurotiomycetes; Eurotiales; Aspergillaceae
Product: ATG16 family protein
Exons: 3
Coding region: 1-621 (206 amino acids)
Source: RefSeq, a predicted model, not a curated record
AUGGCCCAAUGGAGAGAGGAGUAUCUGGCUGCCCUUGCAGUGCGGGACCAAAGGGAAAAGGCCAACUCUGCACUCUACGAUGCCUAUUCUCGGCUCGCAGAUCGCACUGCGCAGCUCACCACCCCCUUGGAUUCCAGCGCCGGCCCAGGUCAACUGAGGCCCUCUGGCCAUGAAGCUCGUACUGCUUCGCCUCCGGUAGCGACAUCCAAGAAACAGCCGACCGAGGGAUCUUCUGCGACCGACCUUUUAAUCACUACCCGAGCAGACUUGUCAGAGGCACAGCGAUCUCGCUCAGAACUACAAGGCCGUUUGGACAGAGUGAACACGGAGUACGAAAAACUGCGCAAAAAAAAUGCCCAAGAUAGCCGGCGACUCAACGCUCUGGACCACGAAAGAACAAAUUUACAGUUGCGCCUGAAAGAUAGAGAUGAAGAGCUCCGACAGAAAGCCAAGUUAUUGGAGGAUUUCCAAGACGAGAUAGCGACACUCAAUCUGCAGCUCAAUAUGGCCGAUGAGAAGUCAAGCAAACUUCAACGUGAGAAUAAGGAGCUAGUUGACCGCUGGAUGGCACGGAUGGGCCAGGAAGCUGAUGCCAUGAACGAUGCCUCGAAGUUCUCUUGA